Molecule: messenger RNA, 9762 nt
Organism: Sus scrofa (pig)
Lineage: Eukaryota; Metazoa; Chordata; Mammalia; Artiodactyla; Suidae
Gene: UBR5
Product: ubiquitin protein ligase E3 component n-recognin 5
Biological process (GO): positive regulation of canonical Wnt signaling pathway; protein polyubiquitination
Cellular component (GO): nucleus; cytoplasm
Molecular function (GO): ubiquitin binding; ubiquitin-ubiquitin ligase activity; RNA binding
Source: RefSeq, a predicted model, not a curated record
AGAAGUGAAGAUGGCGGCGGCGGUGCUGGCGGCGGCGGCGGCGGCUUCUUGCCAGUGACGCGCGGUGCGGGCUCAUCUCCCUCCCCACCUCCUUAUUCCGGACCCCGUCCGCCGCCGGGACCACACCAGCCCCGCAGCCCGCAGCCCGCCUCGCUCCUCCCUCCCCAGUCGGCCCUUCUCCCGACGCCCGGCUGCCGCUGGCGGCGGCGCGCCCCGGGUCCCGGCCUCGCACUCUUGCGCGCUGUCGCCGGGGGAGCCGGUGGCGUGUUGAUCCGCCCUCCUGCCCGGACCGCCGCGCCGCGGACACACGCUCGGCAGGGAGGCGGCAGCGGCCCCUGCGCAUUUGCUUCUCUCCUUUUGGGGACUGGGAGGUGGCGGCGGCGGCGGCUGUGGGUUUUGGGGAGGGGAAGGGAUCCGGGGGGUGCAUAGCGGGAGGGGGCAGUCCUCCGGAGGAGGACGAGAAGGAAGCACCAUGACGUCCAUCCAUUUCGUGGUUCACCCGCUGCCGGGCACCGAGGACCAGCUCAAUGACAGGUUACGGGAAGUUUCAGAGAAAUUGAACAAAUAUAAUUUAAACAGCCAUCCCCCUUUGAAUGUAUUGGAACAGGCGACUAUAAAACAAUGUGUGGUGGGACCAAAUCAUGCUGCCUUUCUUCUUGAGGAUGGUAGAGUUUGUAGGAUCGGUUUUUCAGUACAGCCAGACCGAUUGGAAUUGGGGAAACCUGACAAUAAUGAUGGGUCUAAGUUGAAUAGCAACUCCGGGGCAGGGAGGACAUCGAGACCUGGUAGGACGAGUGACUCCCCGUGGUUUCUCUCAGGUUCUGAGACUCUGGGCCGGCUGGCAGGCAACACCCUGGGAAGCCGCUGGAGUUCUGGAGUGGGGGGAAGUGGAGGAGGAUCCUCUGGUCGAUCGUCAGCUGGAGCUCGAGAUUCCCGCCGGCAGACUCGAGUAAUUCGAACUGGACGGGAUCGAGGGUCUGGACUUUUGGGCAGCCAACCCCAGCCAGUUAUUCCAGCAUCUGUGAUUCCAGAGGAGCUGAUUUCACAGGCCCAAGUCGUUUUACAAGGCAAAUCCAGAAGUGUCAUUAUUCGAGAACUUCAGCGAACAAAUCUCGAUGUAAACCUUGCUGUAAAUAAUUUACUUAGCCGGGACGAUGAAGAUGGAGAUGAUGGGGAUGAUACAGCCAGUGAAUCUUACUUGCCUGGAGAGGACCUUAUGUCUCUUCUUGAUGCUGACAUUCAUUCUGCCCACCCAAGUGUCAUUAUUGAUGCAGAUGCCAUGUUUUCUGAAGACAUUAGCUAUUUUGGUUACCCUUCUUUUCGUCGUUCGUCACUUUCCAGGCUAGGCUCAUCUCGAGAGAGAGACUCUGAGCUGUUGCGUGAACGUGAAUCCGUUUUACGUUUACGUGAACGAAGGUGGCUUGAUGGAGCCUCAUUUGAUAAUGAGAGGGGCUCUACCAGCAAGGAAGGAGAGCCAAACUUGGAUAAGAAGAAUACACCUGUUCAAAGUCCAGUAUCUCUAGGAGAAGAUUUACAGUGGUGGCCUGAUAAGGAUGGAACAAAGUUCAUCUGUAUUGGGGCUCUGUAUUCGGAGCUUUUGGCUGUCAGUAGUAAAGGAGAACUCUACCAGUGGAAGUGGAGUGAGUCUGAGCCUUACAGAAAUGCACAGAAUCCUUCCUUACAUCAUCCACGAGCAACGUUUUUGGGGCUAACCAAUGAAAAGAUAGUUCUCCUGUCUGCAAAUAGCAUAAGAGCAACGGUAGCUACAGAAAAUAACAAGGUUGCUACAUGGGUGGAUGAAACUUUAAGUUCUGUGGCUUCUAAAUUAGAGCAUACUGCACAGACCUACUCAGAACUUCAAGGUGAACGGAUUGUUUCUUUACAUUGCUGUGCCCUCUACACCUGUGCACAGCUAGAGAACAAUUUAUAUUGGUGGGGUGUAGUCCCUUUCAGUCAAAGGAAAAAAAUGUUAGAGAAAGCUAGAGCAAAAAACAAAAAGCCCAAAUCUAGUGCUGGUAUUUCUUCAAUGCCAAACAUCACUGUUGGUACCCAGGUAUGCUUAAGAAAUAAUCCUCUCUAUCAUGCUGGAGCGGUUGCAUUUUCAAUUAGUGCUGGGAUUCCUAAAGUUGGUGUCUUAAUGGAAUCAGUUUGGAAUAUGAAUGAUAGCUGUAGAUUUCAACUGCGAUCUCCUGAGAGCUUGAAAAGCAUGGACAAAGCUAGCAAAACCACCGAAGCUAAGCCUGAAAGUAAGCAGGAACCAGUGAAAACGGAAAUGGGUCCUCCGCCCUCUCCAGCCUCCACGUGCAGUGAUGCGUCCUCAAUUGCCAGCAGUGCAUCGAUGCCAUACAAACGACGACGGUCUACCCCUGCCCCCAAAGAGGAGGAAAAGGUGAACGAAGAGCAGUGGUCUCUUCGGGAAGUCGUUUUUGUGGAAGAUGUUAAGAAUGUUCCUGUUGGCAAGGUGCUGAAAGUGGAUGGUGCCUAUGUUGCUGUAAAAUUUCCGGGAACAUCCAGUAAUACAAACUGUCAGAGCAACUCCGGUUCAGACGCUGACCCUUCCUCUCUCCUGCAGGAUUGUCGGUUACUUAGAAUAGAUGAACUGCAGGUUGUCAAAACUGGUGGAACACCAAAAGUUCCUGACUGUUUCCAGAGGACUCCUAAAAAGCUUUGUAUACCUGAAAAAACAGAAAUACUAGCAGUGAAUGUGGAUUCCAAAGGCGUGCAUGCUGUUUUGAAGACUGGAAAUUGGGUACGGUACUGUAUCUUUGAUCUCGCUACAGGAAAAGCAGAACAGGAAAAUAAUUUCCCUACGAGUAGCAUCGCUUUCCUUGGUCAGAACGAGAGGAAUGUAGCCAUUUUCACUGCUGGACAGGAAUCUCCUAUUAUUCUUCGAGAUGGAAAUGGUACUAUCUACCCAAUGGCCAAAGACUGCAUGGGAGGAAUAAGGGAUCCCGACUGGCUUGAUCUUCCACCUAUUAGUAGUCUUGGAAUGGGUGUACAUUCUUUAAUAAAUCUUCCUGCCAAUUCAACAAUCAAAAAGAAAGCUGCUAUUAUCAUCAUGGCUGUAGAGAAACAAACCUUAAUGCAGCACAUCCUACGCUGUGACUAUGAGGCCUGUCGACAAUACCUUAUGAAUCUUGAGCAAGCAGUUGUUUUAGAACAAAAUCUACAGAUGCUGCAGACAUUCAUCAGCCACAGAUGUGAUGGAAAUAGAAAUAUUUUGCAUGCUUGUGUAUCAGUUUGCUUUCCGACCAGCAAUAAGGAAACUAAAGAAGAAGAGGAAGCAGAGCGCUCUGAAAGAAAUACAUUUGCGGAAAGGCUUUCUGCUGUGGAGGCCAUUGCAAAUGCAAUAUCCGUCGUUUCAAGUAAUGGCCCAGGUAAUCGGGCUGGAUCAUCAAGUAGUCGAAGUUUGAGAUUACGGGAAAUGAUGCGGCGUUCCUUGAGAGCGGCUGGUUUGGGUAGACAUGAAGCUGGAGCUUCAUCCAGUGACCACCAAGAUCCAGUCUCACCCCCCAUUGCUCCUCCUAGUUGGGUUCCUGACCCUCCUGCAAUGGAUCCUGCAGCGACUGGCACCGGUCAAGGACCAAGCACCUCCACCAUUCCAGGUCCUUCCACAGAGCCAUCUGUAGUAGAAUCUAAGGAUCGAAAGGCUAACGCUCAUUUUAUAUUAAAAUUGCUAUGUGACAGUGUUGUUCUGCAGCCCUAUCUACGAGAACUCCUCUCUGCCAAGGAUGCAAGAGGUAUGACUCCAUUUAUGUCAGCUGUAAGUGGCCGAGCUUAUCCUGCUGCAAUUACCAUCUUAGAAACAGCCCAGAAAAUUGCAAAAGCUGAAGUAUCCUCAAGUGAAAAAGAGGAAGAUGUAUUUAUGGGAAUGGUUUGCCCAUCAGGUACCAACCCUGAUGACUCUCCUUUGUAUGUCUUAUGUUGUAAUGAUACCUGCAGUUUUACUUGGACUGGAGCAGAGCACAUUAACCAGGAUAUUUUUGAGUGUCGAACUUGUGGCUUGCUGGAGUCGCUCUGUUGUUGUACAGAAUGUGCCAGGGUUUGUCAUAAAGGUCAUGAUUGCAAACUCAAACGGACAUCACCAACAGCCUAUUGUGAUUGUUGGGAGAAAUGUAAAUGUAAAACUCUAAUUGCUGGACAGAAAUCUGCUCGUCUUGAUCUACUUUAUCGCCUGCUUACCGCUACUAAUUUGGUCACGCUGCCAAACAGCAGGGGGGAGCACCUCUUACUCUUUUUAGUGCAGACGGUUGCGAGGCAGACCGUCGAGCAUUGCCAGUACAGACCUCCUCGGAUCCGGGAGGAUCGUAACCGAAAGACAGCCAAUCCUGAAGAUUCAGAUAUGCCUGAUCAUGACUUAGAGCCCCCAAGAUUUGCCCAGCUUGCCUUGGAGCGUGUUCUCCAGGACUGGAAUGCUUUGAAAUCUAUGAUUAUGUUUGGGUCACAGGAGAAUAAAGACCCACUCAGUGCCAGCAGCAGGAUAGGCCAUCUUUUACCAGAAGAGCAAGUAUACCUCAAUCAGCAAAGUGGCACCAUUCGGUUGGACUGUUUCACUCAUUGCCUUAUAGUCAAAUGUACAGCAGAUAUUUUGCUUUUAGAUACUCUACUAGGAACACUAGUGAAAGAACUCCAAAACAAAUACACCCCGGGACGUAGAGAAGAAGCUAUUGCUGUGACAAUGAGGUUUUUGCGAUCAGUUGCACGAGUUUUUGUCAUUCUCAGUGUGGAAAUGGCUUCAUCUAAAAAGAAAAACAACUUUAUUCCACAGCCAAUUGGAAAAUGCAAGCGUGUAUUCCAAGCACUGCUACCUUAUGCAGUAGAAGAAUUGUGCAAUGUAGCCGAAUCACUGAUUGUUCCUGUCAGAAUGGGGAUCGCGCGCCCAACCGCACCCUUUACUCUGGCAAGUACCAGCAUAGAUGCCAUGCAAGGCAGCGAGGAAUUAUUUUCGGUGGAACCACUGCCACCGCGACCAUCAUCUGAUCAGUCUAGCAGCUCCAGCCCGUCUCAGUCGUCCUACAUCAUCCGGAAUCCACAGCAGAGGCGCAUCAGCCAGUCACAGCCUGUUCGGGGCAGAGAUGAAGAACAGGAUGAUAUUGUUUCAGCAGAUGUGGAAGAGGUUGAGGUGGUGGAGGGUGUGGCUGGCGAAGAGGAUCAUCAUGACGAACAGGAAGAACACGGGGAAGAAAAUGCGGAGGCAGAGGGACAGCACGAUGAGCAUGAUGAAGACGGGAGUGACAUGGAGCUGGACUUGUUAGCAGCAGCUGAAACAGAAAGUGACAGUGAAAGUAACCAUAGCAAUCAAGAUAAUGCUAGUGGGCGUAGAAGUGUUGUCACUGCAGCAACUGCCGGCUCAGAAGCAGGUGCGAGCAGUGUUCCUGCCUUCUUUUCCGAAGACGAUUCGCAAUCAAAUGACUCAAGUGAUUCCGAUAGCAGCAGUAGUCAGAGUGACGACAUAGAACAAGAGACUUUUAUGCUUGAUGAGCCACUAGAGCGAACCACCAAUAGCUCCCAUGCCAACGGUGCCGCCCAGGCCCCCCGUUCCAUGCAGUGGGCUGUCCGAAACACCCAGCAUCAGCGGGCAGCUAGCACAGCCCCUUCCAGCACAUCCACGCCUGCAGCAAGUUCAGCAGGUUUGAUUUAUAUCGAUCCUUCAAACUUACGUCGGAGUGGUACCAUCAGCACGAGUGCCGCAGCUGCAGCAGCUGCUUUGGAAGCUAGCAAUGCCAGCAGCUACUUAACGUCUGCAAGCAGUUUAGCCAGGGCUUAUAGCAUCGUCAUCAGACAGAUCUCGGACUUGAUGGGCCUUAUUCCUAAGUAUAAUCACCUAGUAUACUCUCAGAUCCCAGCAGCUGUGAAAUUGACCUACCAGGAUGCCGUGAACUUACAGAACUAUGUAGAAGAAAAGCUUAUUCCCACCUGGAACUGGAUGGUCAGUAUUAUGGAUUCUACUGAAGCUCAGUUGCGUUACGGUUCAGCAUUAGCAUCUGCUGGUGAUCCGGGACACCCAAACCAUCCUCUCCAUGCUUCUCAGAAUUCAGCUCGAAGGGAAAGGAUGACUGCCCGAGAAGAGGCUAGUUUACGAACCCUCGAAGGCAGACGACGUGCCACGUUGCUUAGUGCCCGUCAAGGAAUGAUGUCAGCUCGAGGGGACUUCCUAAAUUAUGCUCUGUCAUUGAUGCGGUCCCAUAACGAUGAGCAUUCUGAUGUUCUUCCAGUUUUGGAUGUUUGCUCAUUGAAGCAUGUGGCAUAUGUUUUUCAAGCCCUUAUAUAUUGGAUUAAAGCAAUGAAUCAGCAGACAACAUUGGAUACACCUCAGCUGGAACGCAAAAGGACACGAGAACUCUUGGAACUGGGUAUUGAUAAUGAAGAUUCAGAACAUGAAAAUGAUGAUGACACCAAUCAAAGUGCUACUUUGAAUGAUAAGGAUGAUGACUCUCUUCCUGCAGAAACUGGCCAAAACCAUCCAUUUUUCCGACGCUCAGACUCCAUGACGUUCCUUGGGUGUAUACCCCCAAAUCCAUUUGAGGUGCCUCUGGCUGAGGCCAUCCCCUUGGCUGAUCAGCCACAUCUGUUGCAGCCAAAUGCUAGAAAGGAGGAUCUUUUUGGCCGCCCAAGUCAGGGACUUUAUUCUUCAUCUGCCAGUAGUGGGAAAUGCUUAAUGGAGGUCACAGUGGAUAGAAACUGCCUUGAGGUCCUUCCAACUAAAAUGUCUUACGCUGCCAAUUUGAAAAAUGUAAUGAACAUGCAAAAUCGGCAAAAAAAGGAAGGGGAAGAACAGAAUGUGGUGCCAGAAGAAGCUGAGAGUUCAAAACCAGGGCCAUCUGCUCAUGAUCUUGCUGCACAAUUGAAAAGCAGUUUACUAGCAGAAAUAGGACUGACUGAAAGUGAAGGGCCACCUCUUACGUCUUUCAGGCCACAGUGUAGCUUCAUGGGAAUGGUCAUUUCCCACGAUAUGCUGCUAGGACGUUGGCGCCUUUCUUUAGAACUAUUCGGCAGGGUAUUCAUGGAAGAUGUUGGAGCAGAACCUGGAUCAAUCCUAACUGAAUUGGGUGGUUUCGAAGUAAAAGAAUCAAAAUUCCGUAGAGAAAUGGAAAAACUAAGAAAUCAACAGUCAAGAGAUUUAUCACUUGAGGUUGAUCGAGAUCGAGAUCUUCUUAUUCAGCAGACCAUGAGGCAACUUAACAAUCACUUUGGUCGAAGAUGUGCAACUACACCUAUGGCUGUACACAGAGUAAAAGUUACAUUUAAGGAUGAACCAGGAGAGGGCAGUGGUGUGGCACGAAGUUUUUAUACAGCCAUUGCACAGGCUUUUUUGUCAAAUGAAAAACUGCCAAAUCUAGAUUGUAUCCAAAAUGCGAACAAAGGCACUCAUACAAGUUUAAUGCAGAGAUUAAGGAACAGAGGCGAGAGGGAUCGGGAAAGGGAGAGAGAAAGGGAAAUGAGGAGGAGUAGUGGCUUGCGGGCAGGUUCUCGGAGAGAUCGGGAUAGGGACUUUCGAAGACAGCUUUCCAUCGACACUAGGCCCUUCAGACCAGCCUCGGAAGGAAAUCCUAGUGAUGAUCCUGAUCCUCUGCCAGCACAUCGUCAGGCACUCGGAGAGAGGCUUUAUCCCCGUGUACAAGCGAUGCAACCAGCGUUUGCAAGUAAAAUCACUGGCAUGCUGUUGGAAUUAUCCCCAGCUCAGCUGCUGCUGCUUCUAGCAAGUGAAGAUUCUCUGAGAGCAAGAGUGGAUGAAGCCAUGGAACUCAUUAUUGCACAUGGACGGGAAAAUGGAGCUGAUAGUAUCCUGGAUCUUGGAUUAUUAGACUCCUCAGAAAAGGUACAGGAAAACCGGAAACGUCAUGGUUCUAGUCGAAGCGUAGUAGAUAUGGAUUUAGAUGAUACAGAUGAUGGUGAUGACAAUGCCCCCUUGUUUUACCAACCGGGAAAAAGAGGAUUUUACACUCCAAGGCCUGGCAAAAACACAGAAGCAAGGUUGAAUUGCUUCAGAAAUAUUGGCAGGAUUCUUGGACUAUGUCUGUUACAGAAUGAGCUAUGUCCUAUCACAUUGAAUAGACAUGUGAUUAAAGUGUUGCUUGGUAGGAAAGUCAAUUGGCAUGAUUUUGCUUUUUUUGACCCUGUGAUGUAUGAGAGUUUGCGGCAACUUAUACUUGCUUCUCAGAGUUCAGAUGCCGAUGCUGUUUUCUCAGCGAUGGAUUUGGCAUUUGCAAUUGACCUGUGUAAAGAAGAGGGUGGAGGACAGGUUGAACUUAUCCCUAAUGGUGUAAAUAUACCAGUCACUCCUCAGAAUGUGUAUGAAUAUGUGCGGAAAUAUGCUGAACACAGAAUGUUGGUGGUUGCAGAACAGCCAUUACAUGCAAUGAGAAAAGGUCUAUUGGAUGUGCUUCCAAAAAAUUCAUUAGAAGAUUUAACAGCAGAAGAUUUUAGGCUUUUGGUAAAUGGCUGUGGUGAAGUUAAUGUGCAGAUGCUGAUCAGUUUCACCUCUUUCAAUGAUGAAUCAGGAGAAAAUGCUGAGAAGCUCUUGCAGUUCAAACGCUGGUUCUGGUCAAUUGUGGAAAAGAUGAGCAUGACAGAACGACAAGAUCUUGUUUACUUUUGGACAUCAAGCCCAUCAUUACCAGCCAGUGAAGAAGGAUUUCAGCCUAUGCCCUCAAUCACAAUAAGACCACCAGAUGACCAACAUCUUCCUACCGCAAACACUUGCAUUUCUCGACUUUACGUCCCACUCUAUUCCUCUAAACAGAUUCUCAAACAGAAAUUGCUACUCGCCAUUAAGACCAAGAAUUUUGGUUUUGUGUAGAGUAUAAAAAGUGUGUAUUGCUGUGUAAUAUUACUAGCUAAUUUUGUAGAUUUUUUUCCAUUUGUCUAUAAAAGUUUAUGAAAGUUAAUGCUGUCACACCCCCUGGUGGUACCUUAAAGAAAUUAAAUGCAAACAUUCCUUGCUGAGUUUGUAGCUUAAAGGCCUAAGGAGCACUAGCAACACUUGACUAUAAUAGUUUGCUAGUCAACAACUUCUGGGUCUAACCCCAGCCAAAGAUGACAGCAGAACAACAUAAUUUACACUGUGAUUUAUCUUUUUGCUGAGGGGAAAAACUGUAAAAUGUUUGAAAAUUCACUGCUGCCUUUGUGGAAAGUGUUUCAGCAAAGGUUCUUGUAUAGAAGGAAUAGGGAAUUUCAAAAUAAAAAAUUAAGUAUGUUCUGUGUUUUCAUUUUAACUUUUUUUAUGGUGUUUAAUUUGUGGUUGGCUGCAAUUGUGUAUCAUGUAUAUGGAACUUGUAAAAAAAAAAGUUCUGGACAUUCAGAUCUUAGAGAUGAAAUCACUUUUACCUAUAAAAACCACUUUUAUUGCGGUUUGACUGCAUUGAGCUCUAGGAUAUUAAAUGAUAUCACUAAUAUUUUGCAUGUAAUUUGUUCAUUUGAGUGAGGGCACUUUUUUGUACAUAUGAUGGGGCCAAUGCACAAUACUUUAUUAUCACAAUCAACUUUUUUUUCUUUGUAAAUCCCUAUUUCAGUGAGCAGUCAGUCAGGAGUACUGCACUUCAGUUCUAACCAGACAUUUGUACUAAGGCAUUUCAGUUAUGUAAACUCAGCCUGGGCACUUUCUGAUAACUGUAAAAUGUUUUAUAAGAUCAUGAUUAUUGAAGAUACAUUUUGGAAAAUUUUAAAUGUUCGUGAGCAGCUUAACUACUUUUGUAUCUAGCCUUUUUUAAGUAUCUUGUUACAUUUACUUUUUUAAAUAAAGAAAUUACAGAAGAAAUGUCA